Messenger RNA from Taeniopygia guttata (zebra finch), 1422 nucleotides. Lineage: Eukaryota; Metazoa; Chordata; Aves; Passeriformes; Estrildidae. The record is from RefSeq and is a predicted model, not a curated record.
UUGUAUGCUGAAUGGCUGAGGUCUCUAAUUCUUCAGACAUUUUCCCUCCUGACAUAACUUUCACUUGUUUUAUCAUCAUGACAGUAAAUUCAGAGGAUGCUCGGUCAGUAGAUCUGGGACAGUAUUCUGAAAAUGAGGACAGAGGUUUUUAUACAGAAAACUUUCAUUCUGCCUCCUGGGUUUUCAGAGGAGAUGAUGUCUCUCCAGAUAACAGUCCUAGAUGUCUCAGCAAAAGACCUAGACCAGUGGCAAUUCGAGAAAGAACAGUGAAGAUCGCUAAAGGAACUGGCAAUUACCCCUGGGGUUUCAGGAUCCAGUUCUCAAAACCUAUCCUUGUGACUGAAGUUGACACAAAUAGUGCAGCUGAAGAAGCAGGGCUUCAAGUUGGGGAUAUUCUGAUAGCAGUAAAUGGAACUGAUGUCACCAGCAUGCCACAUUCAGAAGCUGCAAAUCUGGCAAGGAAAGGUCCUGAUAUCCUGACUAUGAUAGUGGGAUCAGACAUCAGCCGUUACCCCAACACCCCCAAACCUACCUGCCGAGGAUAUCUGCACAAACGAACACAAUCAGCAAUACUAAAGGGCUGGAGAAAGAGGUGGUUUGUGCUGAAACAUAACGGUUACCUACACUAUUACAAGCACAAGAAGGAUGAAGGGAAAUGCAGACCCCUGGAAGUAACAAAGCUGGAAGGAGCAGAAAUUGGUGUCGACACCAGUCUGGGUAAACCAUUUGUUUUUAAAUGUAUACCUCAAGCUGGAAACAGGAUUUUCUACUUCUGUGCAACUUCCAAUCAAGAAAUGAAGAGGUGGCUGGAGGCUAUGGAUAAAGCAGUGCAUCCCAUCCAUCAGAAUCAUGUGUGGGUAGAUGUCACACUGCAUAACACUACACUCCCACCAUUGGCUAUCAAGAACCCUGAGUGCCUGGGGCUUCUCCACCAGCUGGACAGGAGCAAAGAUGUCUGGAUUCAGCACUACUGCAUUCUAAAGGAUGGUUGCUUGUACUUUUAUGCCACUCUCCGGUCUACACCUGCCCAAGGUGGCCUUUACCUGCAGGGCUAUAUUGUGAGUGAACAGUCCCUGGGCUCCAAGAGAUCUGUCAUUGAACUCAAACCUCCAUCUGAAGAAUUUAAAACUUUUUACUUGUGUGCAGAGAAUGUAAAUGAAAACAAAAGGUGGAUUACAGCUUUGAAAGCUUCAAUUAAUAAAUGGUUACCCCUACACCAGGCAAUCCAAGAUUUCAUGAACAAACCACUAGAGGAGACAAGGAUGUGAGAAGAAAGCUCAGAUAUUCCCAUUUCUGUUUUGCAUUUAAAAUUCCAUACUAUAUCUUUUGAGCUAUCUCAAGAGAUACUCUAGUAGCAGCUAACCUUUAGUAUUGCUAUACAUUCAGAACUUUUGGAAACAUUAAAAAAAUAAAUGCAAAGCA